Aspergillus sclerotioniger CBS 115572 is the source of this 1139-nucleotide messenger RNA. RefSeq lists its product as uncharacterized. The transcript has 2 exons. Lineage: Eukaryota; Fungi; Ascomycota; Eurotiomycetes; Eurotiales; Aspergillaceae. The record is from RefSeq and is a predicted model, not a curated record. Bases 151 to 1023 code for a protein of 290 amino acids.
AGCAGGUUAUCAGAGGCCUAUAAAACAAUCCGGGAUUAGCCACCUAAUCCUAGUCACACCCUCCGUACAAAUCCCUUUACUUUCCCAUCUUCUCCCUGUUCUUCCCCAUUGCUCCAUACAUUCCACAAAAGGCUAUACAGGUACAGCUGCAUGGAUUUGAUCAAUCAAACAGAGGCCUGCAUUCUUGCAGAUCGCCGCUUUGGUCCCCAGGUCCAGGUCCGCUGCCGAAGCUUUGAUUUUACAGUCACAUUUGAACAAAGUAUCUUGUCUAUACUUCCUUCAAUUCUCUUCAUCACUUCAGCAGCUUUUAGGAUUGCUCUCCUUUACAGAACAAAGCCUAAAGUCGGUGCGAGAUUAUCUCAACUCUUGAAGCUGUUAAUCCUUCUAGUACUCUAUGUCUCCCCGCACAAUAAAAAUCAGCAGCCACUGGCAAUUACAUCCUUAACUCUUUCAGUAGCCGAUGCGGCAUUUCUCUGUGUGCUCUCAUACCUUGAGCAUGAAGAAGCAAUUGACCCAUCAAACGUGUUGCUUAUAUACCUUUUCCUAUUUAAAUUACUAGAUGCUACUCGCCUCCGAACUUUGUGGCUUCUUGGUGAUGGCAGGUUACCCUUCAAAACAAUCUCAUCAAUUAAUCUAGCUGUCAAAUUGGCUAUCCUCUGUGUUGAAUCACAAGGAAAGAUGAAAUACUUCCUCAAUUCAGAGAAUAAGAUCCGGUCUCCCAAAGAAACGGGAAGAAUAUUCAACAAUGGCUUGUUCCUGUGGACAAACUCGUUACUUUUAAAGGACUUCAAGAAGGUACUCUCUCUAAGUGGCCUCUACCAUCUACCGCAGAAUUGUGUGGUGAUCGGGCAAGACUCAACAUUCAGGAAGAUCUUUGAAAAGAGCCAGGCAAAGAGCUAUAGGCUUGUCAGAACCACUCUAACAAUAUUCAAGUAUCAGUUAAUAUGGCCGGUCAUUCCUCGCCUGUUCCUUCUAGCAUUCACCUUACUACAGCCAAUCUUAAUGCUAAGGCUUCUUCAAUAGCUCGAGCAGACGUCCCAUCGCGAUCACAACAUCGGUUACAGUAUUCUAAAUGCAUACAUUAUUGUGUAUACUGGCCUGGCCGUUGCUACCGGUUCAUAUUGGCGCCUUCAACUACA